AGAGCAAUGAGUGAGAGUGUUACCCUCGUCAUCCCCAACCCUUUCUUAUUAUACUACUAACUCUCCAAAACGUGCUCUCCAAAAACGCAAUGGACCCAUGGCUCGACGAUCUCGCCGACGACCUCCAAAGCCUGAGUUUCGCCUCCACCGCCACCACCACCGCCGACAUCAAACGAAGCACCAGCUUCGGCUCCGAAACCACCACGCUAACCGCCUCCACCUCCGCGCACUUAGGAACGAGAUCGCUAAACAAACCCCACGCGCCCUCGUCGGACCCUCGCUGGGCCGCCAUCCAUCGGAUCCGAUCAGAGUCCCCGAGCCGCCGCAUCCUCCCCUCCGACCUCCGCUUCUCUCGCCGCCUCGGCUCCGGCGACAUAAGCUCCGUCUAUCUCGCGGAGCUCAACGACGGUUCUCUGUCUGUGAUGUUCGCGGCGAAGGUGAUGGACAAGAGGGAGCUAGCGAGCCGUAGCAAGGAGGGAAGAGCCAAAACCGAAAGAGAAAUUCUCGAAUUGCUUGACCAUCCCUUCUUGCCCACACUCUACGCCACCAUCGACGCCGCCAAAUGGCUCUGCCUCCUCACGGAGUUUUGCCCCGGCGGUGACCUCCACGUUCUCCGUCAACGCCAACCUAACAAACGCUUCCCCGAACCCGCCGUCAGGUUCUACGCAUCAGAGGUGUUAGUGGCACUUGAAUACCUUCACAUGUUGGGCAUAGUGUACCGUGAUCUGAAGCCCGAGAACGUGCUAGUUCGAUCAGACGGCCACAUCAUGCUUACCGAUUUUGACCUCUCGUUAAAAUGUGAUGAUUCCACACCAGCGGCCCAGAUCAUCUCGGAUCAAAAGUCUCCUCGCGUGGCCCCACAUAAGGAUCCUCACGUGGAACCCUCUCAAUUCACCUCGUCUUCCUGCAUAAUACCCAACUGUAUAGUGCCCGCAGUGUCGUGUUUCCACCCAAAACGCAAGCGAAAGAAGAAGCAAAAGCAACAUAACGGGCCUGAGUUUGUAGCCGAGCCCAUUGAUGUCCGAUCCAUGUCAUUCGUGGGGACCCACGAGUACUUGGCUCCUGAAAUCGUGUCUGGGGAGGGCCACGGUAGUGCAGUGGACUGGUGGACGUUAGGGGUAUUUAUAUUUGAAUUGUUUUAUGGUGUCACACCCUUUAGGGGCAUGGACAACGAGUUAACUCUAGCAAACAUUGUGGCUCGAGCCUUGGAGUUCCCAAAGGAACCCACCGUGCCAGCCACGGCAAAAGACCUCAUCUCACAGUUAUUGGUUAAGGACCCGGCAAGAAGACUGGGGUCAACAAUGGGGGCUUCCGCGAUCAAGCACCACCCCUUUUUUCAAGGUGUCAAUUGGGCAUUACUAAGAUGUACACCUCCUCCCUUCGUGCCCCCACCUUAUAUUAAAGAAGCUGUAUCUGAUGAAACUUGUCCGCAGACUCCAAUUGAUUACUAUUGAUGGUGGUAGGAGGAGAAAAAAGUACAGUUAAUAAAAUAGUUCCACGAAA
Messenger RNA from Abrus precatorius (Indian licorice), 1503 nucleotides. RefSeq names its product serine/threonine-protein kinase D6PKL2. Gene Ontology annotation, molecular function: ATP binding; protein serine/threonine kinase activity. Lineage: Eukaryota; Viridiplantae; Streptophyta; Magnoliopsida; Fabales; Fabaceae. The transcript is spliced from 2 exons. The record is from RefSeq and is a predicted model, not a curated record. Gene Ontology annotation, cellular component: cytoplasm; plasma membrane; nucleus. Gene Ontology annotation, biological process: protein phosphorylation. The coding region runs from base 90 to 1454 and encodes 454 amino acids.